Strongylocentrotus purpuratus (purple sea urchin) is the source of this 1605-nucleotide messenger RNA. RefSeq lists its product as uncharacterized. The transcript is spliced from 7 exons. The record is from RefSeq and is a predicted model, not a curated record. Bases 69 to 1589 code for a protein of 506 amino acids. NCBI's taxonomy places the organism in Eukaryota, Metazoa, Echinodermata, Echinoidea, Camarodonta, Strongylocentrotidae.
GCCAUUUGUGCAACAUUACGCAUGCGCAUCAUCCCUCGGAAAGAACGAACCAGAAAGAUGAUAUCGAAAUGAACAUCACCGUAUUGCCAUGGCAACUCAGCAUCACAGUGGCCAACCAUACAUUGAGUAUUAAGUGGACUGAUACAACUGGAGCCGAAAGGUUAAAAGGAUCGAUCGUCCGGAUAAAUUACAGCUGUUGCUUCCAUGAUGUUCUUCUGCCGCCGUGUCUUGUUUUCAAGAUCGCUGGAUCAAGAUAUUAUUCUGUAGCAACCGAUGUUCUCAGGCAAUCAAAAUCAACGCCAUCUACGGCAGGGAAUAGGUUAGGAGUGAUCAGCGGUUCUGGCGAUAGUAUGACGUCAAUUUUCAAUACCUCGGCGACGCCAGGAGCACCCAUCGAAUUUGUGACGAGUAAUAUUACGAAUGCAACGACGGCGGACGGAAUGACGGCAUAUGAAGAACGUCUGGAGGUGAUCGUGACGGGGCUUUGUGUCGGUGUCGCCAUCCUUUUCGCAUUCUGGUUGGUUUGUUUUCUGGUAGAGAAACGAUCUCAAUCAAAAUAUAUGAAACGAGGAUCAGAUAAACAGAAUGUUUCCCAGACGAGACAGUAUCCACAUGAAGUAGCAACCGUCAGAAAAACACUCAUGGAGAUCUACGACAUGCCAAUGAUACGGGUAGCGAAUUCAGACGAGGAGGGGUCAGAGAGCGGGUCGGGUCAGUCGACGGGUUCCCGCGGUCGGAGUCGACUGGAAAGUGAAGGCGACGAACAGAACAGCUCGACCAAUAUUUCGUCAUCCGACCAGCCGACCGGUGCCGAUUCGUCGUCGUCGGAGGAUACGCUUCGUAAGAAGGAGACGAAGAAGAAAACGACGUUCGCUGAUCCGAAGGUACAUCUGGAUAUUCCGAAGGAAGGCACCCCUGAGAAGUUUGGUACGUGGCGCCCUGUAGCCAAGGCAGGAUUGGGGUCACCAGGUGAGGUGCGCUCCAACCGCUUCAUAGCCACCUCACCAACAGCUCAGCCCAAACGAGCGCUACUAGCUGGCGGUAGGUCUCCGUCAAUCCUCAAGAAACCCAGCAAUUUCAACGCCAACAAAUCGCCGCCGAGUAUACUACGGUUCUCCCGAGGUCGCAAGAUACGCGAAGACCCGACGACGAUAGAAAUGAACUCCAUGGGCGAUCACCUCAACCACGGCUAUUCGUCGCCCAAGAAACAUUCGAAACUGGUCUCUGCUCUCAAGAGCUCCGACUCGAGAAAGCAUAAACGAACUCGGUUCAAGAUGGACGAGCCAGAAGACAUCGGCAACUGCGCAGGCGCAGGAGCUGAAACGUCGGUACCCGUGGGGAACAAAGCUCUGCCAAAGCAGUUGGUCACGUGCGAAGUGCACUUCGAAACCCCUCUCGCCCCAAUCCUAAACGGAGAACUCGAAGCCGAGGAUGAGCUGGACGACGAUGAUGAGGAUGAAGAAGUGACAGAAAGGACUCCACUCAAGAAAAAUGUGAAUUUUGUGGUGGUGGAGAAGGGUCUCGCAAGUAAAUGCAAGUUUAAUCUGAGCUGGGAGGAUACAGACGGAUUACCAUGUACUGACGUAUGACGUUAGUUUGGCUGGA